This is a messenger RNA of Malurus melanocephalus (red-backed fairy wren), 2289 nucleotides long. RefSeq names its product gamma-aminobutyric acid receptor subunit alpha-3-like. The coding region runs from base 168 to 1589 and encodes 473 amino acids. The transcript has 10 exons. Gene Ontology annotation, molecular function: inhibitory extracellular ligand-gated monoatomic ion channel activity; GABA-gated chloride ion channel activity; GABA-A receptor activity. The record is from RefSeq and is a predicted model, not a curated record. Gene Ontology annotation, biological process: gamma-aminobutyric acid signaling pathway; regulation of postsynaptic membrane potential; signal transduction. Gene Ontology annotation, cellular component: synapse; neuron projection; postsynapse. Lineage: Eukaryota; Metazoa; Chordata; Aves; Passeriformes; Maluridae.
GGCACCGGCAGCCCCGGCCGGGCGGCACGGCCAGGGGGCUGGGGCGCGGAGCCCUGCGGAGCCCUGCGCAGCGCUGCGGAGCCGAGAGGGCUCCGGCCGCCCCCCGAGCCCCCCGCCGGGGCAGCCGGUGUUGGAGGCUCGUUCUCCAGUGGCUGCACGCUGACACGAUGGCGCCGCGGYUCUCGGGGAUGGGGCCCUUCUCCCUCCUUAGCCUUGGAUUCCUGCUSCUGGUUUUGGCUCUCCCUGCUGAUGCUGGGCUCUCUCAGAAGCACGUCUCAGACGUGGUGGAUGACAGCAAGGACAACAUCACCAUCUUCACACGCAUCCUGGACCGGCUCCUGGACGGAUACGACAACCGCCUGCGCCCGGGGCUGGGAGACAGUGUAACCGAAGUCAAGACAGACAUUUACGUGACGAGUUUCGGCCCUGUCUCGGACACAGACAUGGAAUACACCAUYGACGUCUUUUUCCGGCAGUCCUGGAGGGAUGAAAGGCUCAAGUUUGACGGUCCCAUGAAGAUCCUGCCCCUGAACAACCUGCUGGCCAGUAAGAUCUGGACCCCUGACACCUUCUUCCACAACGGCAAGAAGUCUGUUGCCCACAACAUGACGACCCCCAACAAGCUGCUGCGCCUGGUGGACAAUGGCACCCUGCUCUACACCAUGAGGCUGACCAUCCACGCCGAGUGCCCCAUGCACCUGGAGGACUUCCCGAUGGACGUGCACGCCUGCCCCCUGAAAUUCGGGAGCUAUGCCUACACAAAGACAGAGGUGAUCUACACCUGGACCCUGGGCAAGGAUAAAUCCGUGGAGGUAGCCAAGGGUGGAUCUCGCCURAACCAGUACGACCUGCUGGGCCACGUUGUUGGGACAGAGAUGGUUCGAUCCAGCACAGGCGAGUACGUCGUCAUGACCACGCACUUCCACCUCAAGAGGAAGAUCGGGUACUUUGUGAUCCAGACCUACCUGCCCUGCAUCAUGACUGUCAUCCUGUCCCAGGUGUCCUUCUGGCUCAACAGGGAGUCUGUCCCUGCCCGCACGGUGUUUGGUGUCACCACGGUGCUYACCAUGACCACACUAAGCAUCAGCGCCAGAAACUCCUUACCCAAAGUGGCGUACGCGACGGCCAUGGACUGGUUCAUAGCCGUCUGUUAUGCCUUUGUGUUUUCUGCGCUGAUCGAGUUCGCCACCGUCAACUACUUCACCAAGCGCAGCUGGGCCUGGGAUGGCAAGAAGGUGCUGGAGGCCCAGGAGAUGAAGAAAAAAGAGCCGGUGGCRCUGGCGAAGAAAACCAACAACACCUACAACAUCGUGGGCACCACGUACGCGCUGAACAUCGCCAAGGAGCCCGGCCUGCCCACCAUCUCCAAGAGCGCUGCUGCCACUGCCACCGCCACCAGCGUGCCCCCCAAGGUGCCCCGGCUGGAGGAGAAGCUCCCCGAGAGCAAGAAAACCUACAACAGCGUCAGCAAGGUAGACAAGAUGUCCCGCAUCGUCUUCCCAGUGCUCUUUGCCAUUUUCAACUUGGUCUACUGGGCCACCUAUGUGAACCGGGAGUCAGCUAUCAAGGGAAUGAUCCCCAAACAAUAAAACCGGUCACACAAACCUUCCAUCAGUGAGCGUCAUCCCAGCAGGAAUUCUCCAGGGCUUUCUUCUUUCUUUGUUUUGUUUAAUUAUUAUUGUUCAUUUGAUAUUAUUAUUAUUAUUAUUAUUAUUAUUAUUACUAUUAGGUCACUCUUUUAUAAUGUAAACGAAACUGUGAUUUUAAUUUAAUCCCAUAUACUUCAGUUUCAUUUAUUUUGAUGAUGAAAGUUAAAAAAAAAAAAAAAAGGGAUCAUAACAAGUUGUGCCUCUUAACAUCUUAAGUCUGUUGUCACCAUGUGCUGCCAUCUCUGCCACCUCCUGUGGUCCCCAUGGUCUUCAUGCCUGUGCCAUUUCAUGCUGUGCCCAGGGGCUGCUGCCCUGGGGCUCCUCCUCCUCCUCUGUGAUGGACUGCCCUAGCAUGGGGAUGCUCCUGGACCUCCAGGGUGUGUCAGUCACUAGCCAGGCUCCUCUUCAGUGCCUGGCACUUCAUUCUGGGCCGUACACCUGGGCUGUGAGUGCAGGUGAGCUGCUCACCUGUGGGGACAAGGGAGCAGUGUGGCAUGGGCCAGCUCACGGCCCAGCACCUGCUGGGGCAAACCCUCCACUGCAKGGGGAUCAGGGUGGCAGCGUGGUGUAGGUGUUGCAGGUCUUACUCCUCUCUGUCCUCAGGAAAGCCAGCUGGUUCCCUCCCUCCAGGCAGGAAUAG